Molecule: messenger RNA, 237 nt
Organism: Macrosiphum euphorbiae (potato aphid)
Lineage: Eukaryota; Metazoa; Arthropoda; Insecta; Hemiptera; Aphididae
Source: the annotation of a GenBank genome assembly
AUGAUGACUGGCCAAAGGAAAGAUGCAAUUUGGAACUACUUCAUCGAAAUCAAAGACAAACAUAGAACAACACGUGCUAAAUGUCUAAAAUGCUCGAUAAAAAUGGCCGGUCUAGUAAAGCGUAUGAAAUUGCAUAAAAACAAAUGCAUUAGUAUUUUGGAAGAUUCAAUUGUCGAUGAACCAGAAAAUGAUCAAUUAACAGGUAAUCAAGAACAUUAUUUAAGUGUUAGGUCUUAG